This is a messenger RNA of Cladophialophora bantiana CBS 173.52, 483 nucleotides long. RefSeq lists its product as uncharacterized. The coding region runs from base 1 to 483 and encodes 160 amino acids. The record is from RefSeq and is a predicted model, not a curated record. The transcript has a single exon. NCBI's taxonomy places the organism in Eukaryota, Fungi, Ascomycota, Eurotiomycetes, Chaetothyriales, Herpotrichiellaceae.
AUGGAAAAAUUCGCCGAGGAAUUCAUCGACGGAAAAACAACACAGGACACCAGAUCAGGCCUCAAGUCGGACGACCUUGACAGACCACCCAAAGAUUUCCUGGUUGAUCCAAAUUUCAAUGAAGCCGGCCGAUUGCGUCUUAUCGAGGAAGCUCGGUGUAAUAGGUUACAUAUGGAAGAGCAGCGGCGAGAAGCCGUGCAUCAGGCCAGAGAAGAAAUUGAAGCGAGAAUACCCACACUUCAGAAGCCAGCCAGCUCUGAGCGAGGAUCACAGUCGAAGAGAAGACGUCACCGCCAAAGAAGGAAUCAUGGCGGCCAAUCAAGGGCUUGGGCAUCUCAACCAUCCCUACUUUCGCAAGACCGGGGUACAAAUGCUCGACAACUAGGCUCUUAUGGAGCAGUCGAGCCAACAGAUGGUAUCCAAGGACAAUGGCUCCCUCAAGACGCUCAACCCGCGCCCACUUCCCCCGAGUUCAAUGAUUGA